Molecule: messenger RNA, 2648 nt
Organism: Cydia amplana
Lineage: Eukaryota; Metazoa; Arthropoda; Insecta; Lepidoptera; Tortricidae
Exons: 3
Coding region: 1-1245 (414 amino acids)
Source: RefSeq, a predicted model, not a curated record
AUGUGGAAGUCUUUCUCUAGCUCUCAUACCGGCUAUGAUAAAAUGGAAAAGAAUUUAGAAUAUAAGUCUAUCAUGUGUCAUACGCCCGAGGUUUGCUCCCAGGGAGGGGAGAGUGAAGCUGUGGUCGAUAGAGACGUCGUCGUCUCUGGCACGCCCGGCGACAGCUCCUCUGCCAAAGAGCCGCGUAAACACAAACGCUUGUCGGGUGCUGCUCGCAAGAGGUUCCGCAGGCUUAUGGGCGACGGGGUAGCCAAAGAGCAAGCCCUGUCAAUGGCCCGUAAGCCUAGGGCGGACAUCCCUGUGGAGAAGCCGGCCACGGAGAAAGGCCCUGUAAAAAGGGUCCGCUCUGAGGACGAUUCUCCACAGGGAUCAGCGAAAAAGGCCCCGAAAAUCCGCGCUGAUACCUCAGGGGAGCUUCGGCAUCCUAGCUUCCGGGAGGUAGCGGGGUCCUCACGAGUAGGGAUCCGUAAUUCGGACCCUAUGAGUGAGGAUCAAAUGAAGUCGGUCCACCGGCACCUAAAUCUCGCCAUGGUUAAGCAAUGGGCGAAUGCGAAGGGCGGUGCACCGCAGUUUCUGGGCUUCAUUCACAAGACAGGCUGGAUACUUGUGACCUGUGUCAACCAGGUUAGCAGGGACUGGCUUGUGAAGGAAGUCCCGAACCUUAAGCCGUGGCCGGAGGCGAAACUCUCGGUCAUCCCUGAGGGUGAAUUGCCCAAACCAGCCACGGCUAUCACCUUCAUUCCGGAGUCCGAGGCGGCCUCUGUGGAGGAAGCCUUGGCGCUGUUCAGGGUCCAGAACUUUGGCCUGAACACAGAACUCUGGAAAGUUCUCGGGGAGAAGGCAGAGCAGGGUGGCAGGGUGGUCACUUUCGCUCUGGAUGAGCCUUCUGCCGAGACCCUUAAGGCCAAUGGUGGAGAAGUAGCCAUUGGCUUUAAGAAGGUGCUGUUCCGGCUAAAAGGGGGGCCAAAUGCUCCCCCAGCACAGCAGACGAAGCAGCAACCUCAGCCCCUCGCUGAACCUACUCCUGGGCCAAGUACCAUGGUACCUGACAGCCGAAAUCCUAUACCCCAGGGCUCCCGUGGCCGUGGGGGCGGGCAACCGGCAGCCAGAGGCACAAGGGGCGCGAUGAGGGGCAUGGUACCCGGACGGGCCAGACCCACAACCUCAGCAACAGGAGGACCUCAAGGGACUCCUAGUGCGAGAGGCAGGGGAGGGCCACAACGGGUCACCAAAAGGGCCAAAUAAAAGGCGUUGGCCCUAUGGCACCCGCGAGGGUCCUGCAAGCGAACAUCCAUCAUGCGGCAGCUGCCACGGCCAUUGUUGAAAGCCGGCUUGCAGGACACGUCGACCUCGCAUUACUUCAAGAACCUUGGGUGCGAAACUCAACCAUACUAGGACUGAACUCGGUUGGUAAAGUUUUAUACAAUACUAACGGAAUUAAGCCUAGGGCUUGCAUUGCUUUUGGCAAGAACAUUGACUUUCUACCUGUUCCAGAGUUAUGCACAGACGACCUGGUAGCAGCGUAUGUAAAUCUUAAGGGAUGGAGCGGGCAGAGGAUUAUACUUUGCUCGGCAUACCUCCCUGGAGACAGGAAUGACCCCUCUGCGGAACUCACAGCCGUGGCCGACUAUGCCCGCAGACACAACGCAGAAAUUCUGGUGGGAUGCGACGCUAACGCCCACCACACCAACUGGGGAAGCACUGACAUCAAUGAUAGGGGUGAGUUACUACAUGACUUUCUUCUAUUCAAUAACUUCCAAAUUCUAAACAUAGGAUGUACACCCACCUUUGUCACUAGGGUUAGGAAGGAGGUUUUAGACUUGACUUUUGCAUCCUCAAAUCUAGCCAGGCAUAUACAGAACUGGAGGGUAAGUGAUGUGGAAUCGCUGUCAGAUCAUAAGCACAUCUGUUUUAAUAUAUGUUUUUCUCUCAGUGUUCAAACGGUCACCUUCAGGGAUCCCCGGAGGACGGACUGGGAGGGCUACAGGAGCAGCCUAGAACGUAAUCUGGAAUCCGCAGCGAAGGUGAUAAAAACGAGGGAGAGUUUAGAACUUGCGGUAGAGGUGGUCUCAAAUGGCAUUGUAAGUGCCUUUGAAGAAAACUGUGCUCCCAAGGUCAAAUCAACUAAACCUGUCUUCUGAGUAAACCCAUACACGACAGCCAACAUGCUUACCGUAGGGGCAGAUCUACAGAGACUGCCUUGCUGGAGCUGGUUGACAGAGUGGAAAGGGCUUUGGAAGACAAGGAAAUAGCCCUAUCGGCCUUCUUAGAUAUUGAGGGCGCUUUUGAUAAUACACCCAUUCGGACACUGGUGGAAGGGCUUAGGGCCAAAGAGGUGGACUCCACCACUAUCCGCUGGGUGCAAAGCAUGCUCUCAAGCAGAAUGGUUAGGCUGGACUUGCUUAACACCACACUCGAAGUGGCCACUGUGAGAGGCUGCCCGCAGGGGGGUGUCUUAUCUCCCCUGCUCUGGACUCUUGCGGUGGAUGGACUUCUGCACAAGAUGGCGGAGCUCCGAAUCGACACACAGGGGUACGCUGACGACCUUGUUGUGACGGUGAGGGGCAACUGCCAAAGUACUUUAUCAGACCUUAUGCAGAGGGCUCUCAACACCAUAAAUACAUGGUGUGGAGAGAAUGAAUUGUCUA